UAUAAUGGGAUUUUGGGUUGGAACAUUUUCUGGCACCUGGCAACCCUGAUUACUGGGGUGGAGCUCCUUCGAACUUUUCUCUUUGGGCACGUUGUGUUUCUGCUGUUCGUUCUGUUCUGAAGAAAAAAAAGUAUUCUUCUGUUUGGCUGUCUUUGUGUGACGUCAGCUAAUAAAGAUGGGGGCAAAUAAAGAGAAGAACGAAACAUGUGGGACCAUUUGCCUAAAAUACCUGCUCUUCACCUUCAAUUUCCUGUUUUGGCUGGCAGGGGGUGCAGUGAUGGCUGUAGGCAUCUGGACGCUAGUUGAGAAGAGUGACUACAUCAGUCUGCUGUCCUCAAAGAUUUAUGCUGUCUCUGCCUAUAUACUGAUCAUGGCCGGGGUAACUGUCAUGGUAACAGGGGUUUUAGGCUGCUGUGCCACCUUCAAAGAGCAAAGACGACUUCUGAGAGUGUAUUUUGUUUUACUGCUGUGUAUUUUCCUGCUGGAGGUCCUGGCUGGAGUUUUGGCCUACAUUUAUUACCAGCAGCUGAAUGAGGAACUGAAGGAGAACUUGAGAGAGACCAUGGUUCAAAAAUAUGAUCAGCCUGAGCAGGAACAUGUGACGAAGGCCGUGGACAAACUACAGCAGGAGUUCAAGUGCUGUGGCAGUAACAGCUCCUCUGAUUGGCUGGAGAGCGUUUGGAUCCGCUCCAUUAAUGCUGACAGUCGCUCGGUUCCUGAUAGUUGCUGUAAAAGCCCAGUCAUAAAGCUGUGCGGUCGGAGAGAUCACCCCUCAAAUAUCUAUAAAGUAGAGGGUGGCUGCAUCACAAAGCUGGAGAACUUCAUUCUGAAUCACUUGCAGAUCAUUGGUGCAGUGGGUGUGGGCAUAGCCUGUGUGCAGAUUGUUGGCAUGUUUUUCACCUGCUGUCUGUACAGGAGUCUGAAAUCAGAGCCAUACUGAAGAGACUGCUCAACUACAGCAUUAAUUAGUGACCAUCAUUCUCUACAGCAUUUUUUGUUUCACAAAAAUUUAAAUAGACAGGAAUUAAUUAAAGGUUAUGCACACCAUCAAAUCAGUUCCAACUAUCCACAGGCACAGACACACAUAAACAGUAAUAAAUACAGUGUUUUAUGAUUUUACACACAUUGGGUAUUACUGAGUUAGAAAGAUUGUUCUGAUCCUUUUUUGGCUUUAUUGUUCUUAUCAAUUAACUUAAGUUUGGACUGUAUUUUAUAUAUAAAACUUUUUAUGCAAUUUUUUUUUUCUUUGUAUGUUUGUACUCACAGAUCCUCAAUCAAAAUAUAAAACCUCUGCCACAAUA
This is a messenger RNA of Cyprinus carpio (common carp), 1301 nucleotides long. It is a transcript of the gene cd151l, whose product is annotated as CD151 antigen, like. The transcript has 9 exons. Lineage: Eukaryota; Metazoa; Chordata; Actinopteri; Cypriniformes; Cyprinidae. Bases 176 to 940 code for a protein of 254 amino acids. Gene Ontology annotation, cellular component: membrane. The record is from RefSeq and is a predicted model, not a curated record.